AUGACCGCCAACCCAUCACACCAAACCUCAGCUGCUACGUCAGUCUCAGACCUUAGCAAACCGCCUGUUCCGAUUCUCGACGAGAAAGACGUCGCGGUCGAUACAAACAAUGAAUCACCAGCACUACCGGUCGAUGUGGAGAAGGAUGCCGAUGAACUCAAUCGUGAGCUGUCACGUAUCAACACAGCCGAUUACCCAUCAGCGUUUCCAUUGACCAUGAUUGUCAUUGCCCUUGCUUGCAGUAUCUUUCUUGUCGCUCUCGACAUGACUAUUGUUGCGACUGCCAUCCCCAAGAUCACAGAUCAGUUUCACUCGUUGGACCAGGUUGGCUGGUAUGGCUCUGCCUUCUUCCUCACGGUUGGAUCAUUCCAAGCCACUUGGGGCAAGGUUUACAAAUACUUCCCACUCAAGACAUCUUACCUGGUCGGCAUUUUCAUCUUUGAAGUUGGCUCCUUGAUCUGCGCAGUCGCCAACAACUCAACCACUCUGAUCGUUGGCAGAGCUAUUGCAGGCAUGGGAGGGGCUGGUAUCGCCUCCGGAUCCUACACGAUCAUCGCUUUCUCUGCCCCUCCUAACCGUCGACCGGCUCUUACUGGUGCAAUGGGUGCAACUUUCGGCAUAGCAUCUGUUAUUGGCCCUCUCCUUGGUGGCGUAUUUACUGAUCACUUGUCAUGGCGCUGGUGCUUUUACAUCAAUCUGCCUAUUGGUGGUGUGGCCGCCGCUAUAAUUUUAGCUUUCUUCCAUACUCCCAAGGCAGCAAAGCCUCAAGCGGCAAGUUGGAAAGAGAAGUUCUUGCAAAUGGAUUUCCCUGGAACAUUCACGUUAAUGGCUGCCAUCAUCUGUUAUCUUCUUGCUAUGCAGUGGGGAGGAGCCACCAAACCCUGGUCGGACGGGUCUGUCAUCGCAACAUUGGUGCUCUUCGGAGUCCUAGUCAUCGCCUUCCUCGUCAUUGAGUAUUACCAGGGCGAACGUGCACUACUACUCGGACGUCUAAUGAAGGACCGCACGAUCGCAGCUCAAUGCGCUUAUAUCACCAUGAUUGCUGGAGGCUUCUUCGUCCUCCUUUACUACCUUCCAAUCUACUUCCAGGCCACAAGAGGUGUUUCUGCUGCCAAGUCUGGAAUUAACAAUCUCCCUCUGGUCUUCGGAGCAAGCCUUUUCUCCAUCGUCGCUGGUGUCUUGUUGACAGUGUGGGGUCAAUAUAUCCCUCUUAUGGUUUUUGGUUCAGCUGUCGCCACUAUCGGCUCUGGUUUGAUCUACACACUGGAGAUCGACAGCGGAAGCCCAAAGUGGAUUGGUUAUCAAGCUCUUGUGGGCAUCGGUAUCGGUCUCGCAUUUCAAAUCCCAGUCAUCGUUUCCCAGGCUGUUGUCAAACCAUCAGAUCUAUCGACUGUCAGUGCCAUCGUCCUUUUCUUCCAGACAGUAGGAGGAGCCAUCUUCAUCUCUGCUGCUCAAUCAGGCUUCGUCAAUCAGCUGCUCAAGGAACUUAAGAAGACAGCUCCCACCGUCAAUCCUGCACUAGUUGUCGCCACGGGCGCUACAGAUUUGAGAAAAGUGUUCAAUGAAGACGAACUACCCGGCAUCCUGGCCGCAUACAUGGAAGGCUUGAAAAUCCCAUAUGCGAUCUGCAUUGCCUUUGCAGGUCUCAGCUUCAUCGUUGCCUUUGCUCCGAGAUGGGAGAGCAUCAAAGGCAAGGUGAGAUUGGACGGUGGCGUCUAA
Exophiala bonariae is the source of this 1719-nucleotide messenger RNA. RefSeq lists its product as uncharacterized. NCBI's taxonomy places the organism in Eukaryota, Fungi, Ascomycota, Eurotiomycetes, Chaetothyriales, Herpotrichiellaceae. Gene Ontology annotation, cellular component: plasma membrane. The transcript has 2 exons. Gene Ontology annotation, molecular function: transmembrane transporter activity. Gene Ontology annotation, biological process: transmembrane transport. The record is from RefSeq and is a predicted model, not a curated record. The coding region runs from base 1 to 1719 and encodes 572 amino acids.